AUAAAUCAAACAAACAAUGUUGAAAUUAGUGGUUUUAUUGUGUGCUGUUGCCUGUGCUUUGGGUGCUGCCGUGCCUGAGGGUAUGAUCCCUCAAUUGGAUGGACGCAUUGUUGGCGGUGAAGCUACCACCAUCAGUUCAUUCCCUUGGCAAAUCUCUCUCCAACGUAGUGGUUCUCACUCUUGCGGUGGUUCCAUCUACAACUCCAAAAUCAUUGUGACUGCUGCCCAUUGCUUGCAAUCCGUCUCGACCUCUGUCUUGAAGAUUCGUGCUGGUUCUUCCUACUGGAAUUCUGGUGGUGUUUUGGUUGGUGUGGCUGCUUACAAGAGCCAUGAAGGCUACAACUACAAAACCAUGGUUAACGAUAUUGCCAUCAUUCGUUUGAGCUCUUCUUUGAUGAUGUCUUCCACGAUUAAGGCUAUUGCUUUGGCUACCAAUGCCCCUCCUAGUGGAGCUGCUGCUACGGUUUCCGGUUGGGGUACCACCUCAUCUGGUGGCAGCAUUCCCGCUCAAUUGAGAUAUGUCAACCUUAAGAUUGUCGAUCGCAGUCAAUGCGCUUCUUCCACCUAUGGCUAUGGUGCUGAAAUCAAGUCUACCAUGAUCUGUGCCUACACUGCCGAUAAGGACUCUUGCCAAGGUGACUCUGGCGGCCCUUUGGUGUCCGGUGGUGUCUUGGCUGGUGUUGUAUCAUGGGGUUAUGGCUGCGCCUACGCCAACUAUCCUGGUGUAUAUGCUGAUGUUGCUGUUCUCCGCACCUGGGUUACGAAAAAUGCUUUAUCCAUUUAAAUAAAUACAUAAGAAAUUUUAUAAAGAAUUUUUACU
Messenger RNA from Calliphora vicina (urban bluebottle blowfly), 820 nucleotides. Its product is annotated as trypsin alpha-4-like. The record is from RefSeq and is a predicted model, not a curated record. Gene Ontology annotation, biological process: proteolysis. The coding region runs from base 17 to 784 and encodes 255 amino acids. The transcript has a single exon. NCBI's taxonomy places the organism in Eukaryota, Metazoa, Arthropoda, Insecta, Diptera, Calliphoridae. Gene Ontology annotation, molecular function: serine-type endopeptidase activity.